ACUACUAAUUUACUACUACUACUACUAAUUUAGACUACUGUUUUUUAAUAAGAGAUAGAAUUGGAUUUUAAAAAUUUUUACCUUGACAGCUAGUGACAAAUAAGUGUUUUUGACAGUUCGGAAAAAUCACAAAAAAGAAAUCAACAUCAUAAAUAAAUUUUUCUGUUUUAUAUGUUUUAAAAUAAACGUUUAGUUAGUGCUUAAGCUAAUUAGUUCUUAUCAAAACAAAUAUGAUAAAAUUAUUUUCCCUCAAACAACAGAAAAAAGAUGGAGAAGCCUCGCCAAGGACUGGUAACCAGAAAAAGGCCUCUGCUGCCCAACUGAGAAUCACAAAAGAUAUAAAUGAAUUAAACCUUCCGAAAACUUGCACAACAGAAUUUCCCGAUCCGGAUGACCUCCUAACAUUUAAGUUAGUUAUUUGCCCAGAUGAGGGCUUUUACAGAACAGGACGAUUUGUGUUUAGUUUCAAAGUAGGGCCCAACUAUCCGCACGAGCCACCAAAAGUGAAAUGCGAGACGCAGGUUUACCAUCCCAACAUCGAUCAACAAGGAAACGUGUGUCUAAAUAUCCUACGUGAAGACUGGAAACCUGUACUCACAAUCAAUAGCAUCGUGUACGGUCUUCAGUAUCUCUUCUUGGAACCUAAUCCAGAAGACCCGUUAAACAAAGAGGCAGCCGAAGUGCUGACAAACAACAGAAGAUUGUUCGAACAAAACGUUCAAAAGGCCAUUCGCGGAGGAUAUGUUGGUGGUAUUUAUUUUGAGCGUUGUUUAAAGUGAUGGACUGUCGUAUGUGAAAGAACUUACUAUAAGUUAAUAAAUGCCUCUUUUGCAAGGACCCCAUUUAAAGUGGUUAAACGAUAAUCUUAUAACGUAAAGUAAAUCUAAUCAAAAAUCUUUAGUUGAUAAAUGUUUUCAUUUGUAGAUCCUGAGUUUAGGCAGCAUUGCAACAAGAAAUUUAAGCAAUGGAAGAACUACCUCUGAAUGUUAUUUUUAUUUUGAGAAAAAUGCUGUUUCUCGGGAGGUUUAGGUGUUUUCGAAAUCUUUGUGAAGAAUUGUCGCGUGUUAAAUCUACAAAUUGUUGUAAAUUAUGAUAACUUAGGAACAAAGGCUUUUUCAAUUAAGUUUAAGUUUGUUUUAUUGUUGUCCAUUUAAUCUUAAUUUAUUUUUAUUCAUUUAUAAGCAGCAUAGGA
This is a messenger RNA of Anoplophora glabripennis (Asian longhorned beetle), 1192 nucleotides long. RefSeq names its product NEDD8-conjugating enzyme Ubc12 (gene UbcE2M). The record is from RefSeq and is a predicted model, not a curated record. The transcript has 3 exons. Bases 231 to 779 code for a protein of 182 amino acids. Lineage: Eukaryota; Metazoa; Arthropoda; Insecta; Coleoptera; Cerambycidae.